Molecule: messenger RNA, 3048 nt
Organism: Ambispora gerdemannii
Lineage: Eukaryota; Fungi; Glomeromycota; Glomeromycetes; Archaeosporales; Ambisporaceae
Source: the annotation of a GenBank genome assembly
AUGUCUACAAUAGAGGCCACCGGCCAACAACAAAUCAACUUUCCCGCUGAGGAAGUAAAGAUUUUAGAAUUCUGGCGAGAAAUCGAAGCGUUUCAAACGCAAAUACGAUUGUCCGAAGGAAAAAAACCUUACUCAUUUUAUGAUGGUCCUCCUUUUGCUACCGGGUUACCGCAUUAUGGGCAUUUAUUGGCUGGGACUAUUAAGGAUAUUGUGACGCGUUAUGCUGCACUGACCGGCCAUUAUGUUGAACGUCGAUUUGGAUGGGAUUGUCAUGGCUUGCCUGUAGAAUACGAAAUUGACAAAAAAUUGAAUAUCAAGGGCAAAGAUGACGUACUAAACAUGGGAAUUGAUAAAUAUAACGCAGAAUGUCGGAGCAUUGUAAUGCGAUAUUCUGAAGCGUGGCGACAAACAGUCGAACGGCUCGGUCGCUGGAUCGAUUUCGAUAACGACUAUAAAACAUUAAAUACUACAUUCAUGGAGAGUGUUUGGUGGGUUUUUCAACAGCUUUAUAAUCGGGAUCAAGUAUAUCAAGGUGUAAGAAUUAUGCCGUACUCUACUGGAUGUACUACCCCAUUAUCAAAUUUUGAGGCUGCACAGAACUAUAAGGAUGUGAAUGAUCCGGCGAUUGUGGUUUCAUUCCCGUUGGUCAAUGAUCCGGAUACGCUACUACUUGCAUGGACUACCACGCCAUGGACAUUACCCAGUAACCUAGCACUAUGUGCACACCCAGAUUUUGAGUAUGUCAAAAUCAAAGAUGAACUUACCGGGCACACCUAUGUUCUUUUAGAAAAAUGCCUUAAUGUUUUGUAUAAAGAUGUAAAGAAAGCAAAGUAUAAAGUCCUGGAAAAGAUUAAAGGAAAAGAUAUGAAAGGAUGGAAAUAUGUUCCAUUGUUUGAUUAUUUUGUUCCCGAGUUUAAAGAUAGAGCAUUUGUGGUUUUAAAUGAUACCUAUGUUGCCGAUGAUACUGGUACGGGUAUUGUGCAUCAAGCUCCCGCAUUUGGCGAAGACGAUUAUCGUAUUUGUCUAGAAAAUGGAAUUAUCUCUGAGGAUGGUCCGUUGCCUUGUCCUAUUAAUGAACAAGGAAUAUUUACGAAAAAGGUCACUGAUUUCGCCGAGAUUUAUGUUAAGGAUGCAGACAAAAAUAUACAAAAAGAGUUGAAACAACGAAAACGAUUGGUCAUACAAUCGCAAUUAAUGCAUAGCUAUCCGUUUUGCUGGCGGUCAGAUACCCCAUUGAUAUAUAAAGCAGUGCCUUCUUGGUUUGUUCGUGUAAAACCAAUUAUUGAAAAUUUGUUGAAGAACAACAAAGAAACAUAUUGGGUUCCUGAUUUUGUGCAAGAGAAACGGUUUGCAAAUUGGAUCAGUAAUGCACGAGAUUGGAAUAUUUCACGAAACCGAUAUUGGGGUACGCCAAUUCCGUUAUGGGCUAGUGAUGAUAUGAAAGAGAUUGUGUGUGUGGGAUCAUUAAAGGAACUCGAAGAAUUAUCUGGGUGUGAAAAAUUAACAGACAUUCAUCGUGAAAAAAUCGAUCAUAUCACCAUUCCCUCUAAACAAGGUAGAGGUCAAUUGAAAAGGAUAGAAGAAGUGUUUGAUUGUUGGUUUGAAUCCGGCAGUAUGCCUUAUGCACAAGCUCAUUAUCCGUUUGAGAAUAAAGAAAAGUUUGAAGCUUCUUUUCCGGCAGAUUUCAUUGCCGAAGGAUUAGAUCAAACUCGUGGCUGGUUUUAUACACUAAUGGUGCUAUCGACCCAUUUGUUUGAUAAACCGGCAUUUAAGAAUUUGAUCGUUAAUGGAUUGGUUUUGGCAUCGGACGGAAAGAAAAUGAGUAAACGCUUGAAAAAUUAUCCCGAGCCUACAAAGAUUAUUGAUGCAUAUGGAGCUGACGCAUUAAGGCUAUACCUUAUAAAUUCACCGGUUGUACGCGCCGAACCUUUGAAAUUUAAGGAAGAAGGCGUAAAAGAAGUUGUCACAAAAGUAUUUCUACCGUGGUAUAACGCCUAUCGCUUUUUUAUUUCUCAAGUAGUUUUACUAAAAAAGGAAACAGGAAAAGAAUUCCAAUACAAUCCAGUAGCUGAAAAAUCGAGAAAUGUAAUGGAUCGAUGGAUCUUAGCGUCAUCGCAGAGCCUCAUCAAAUUUGUUCGAGAGGAAAUGGCCGCACCCGAAGUUGAUCAGGACCUGCGAUCGGUGCAUUUUUUGUCGUUUCCAGAAGUGCGCAAAGAAUAUUUUGACACGGAGAUUGAACGUCGCGUUUCGCGUAUGCAGACUGUGAUUGAACUGGGACGCUUCAUUCGAGAGAAAAAGAAUAUUGGAUUGAAGACUCCUUUAAAAGAAUUAGUGGUUCUGCAUUCUGAUUCUCAGUAUCAUUCCGAUGUCUUAUCUUUAAAGAGCUACAUUGUCGAAGAACUGAACAUCAAAAAUCUAGUAGUAACCUCGGAUGAGGACAAAUACAAUAUAAAAUAUCGAGCCGAAGCCGAUUGGAAAGUCCUCGGUCAAAAACUAAAAAAAGACGCAGUCAAAGUGAAAAAAGGGCUUGAGCACGUCACAUCAGAGCAGGUUAAAGAAUUCCUGCACACAAAAGAGAUCAUAAUCGACGGGAUCAAAGUCGUUGAUAAAGAUUUACAAGUAGUUCGUUAUUUUGAUGCCAGCAGUGAGAAGGAGGGCAGCAGUCAUUAUGAAACUCAUACGGAUAAAGAUGUGUUGAUUCUGUUGGAUAUGAGAGAGUAUCCCGAGUUACAGGAGGAAGGGUGGGCACGUGAGAUUGUUAAUCGGGUGCAGCGGCUAAGAAAAAAGGCCGGAUUGCAACCAACCGAUCCGGUUAUUACAUACUAUCGUUUUACCAAAGAUCCCGGUAACCAGAUCGAACGCGUCCUACAGACCCCAGCAGCCGGUAUUAUCGUAAAAACAUUGAAACGGCCAUUAGUCUCGCACACAGAAAAACAAAAAAUUGAAGAUGAAGAACCUGAUGAUAGUAAAAGAAGCGAAAUUAUCAUUGAGGAAGAACAAGAAGUGAAUGAAUCGACCUUUAUCCUUACACUUGUGAAAGAUUGGUGA